Messenger RNA from Arvicanthis niloticus (Nile rat), 1951 nucleotides. RefSeq lists its product as uncharacterized. Lineage: Eukaryota; Metazoa; Chordata; Mammalia; Rodentia; Muridae. The record is from RefSeq and is a predicted model, not a curated record.
GCGCCUUGGGCCUGGUGUCCUCUAGCGCGUUUGCGUGGACGAUGUUGAGCCUCACGGAGCUUUCGCAAAAGAGCGUAGAGUUGGCGGAGAUUCGGUCCGGGCCCCUGGGUCGCUGCAGUCACUUUUUUUGGCUCGGUGUCGCCUUCGACGCGGUGGGUGUGGCAGUGCUUUUCACUGGCGUCUUCGCCAACUUGCUGUUCUACGACAUGCUGCUCUAUCUGGGUUCCAUUAUCAUCUUCGUCAGUCUCCUGUGGUGGAUCUCCUGGUACACCGGCAACAUCGAGGCGCUCCCGGAAGACCCCUUGAGGGGGACUUCGCCCCGCGAGGCCGGGGUGCACCGCAGCGGCAGCGGUCGCUUCUCGCUGACCCUCAGGAGGGUCUCCAACACCUUUCAGCGGAUCCGCCGGCGGCGGCGGCGGCGACUCCACCCGCGGGUCGUCCAGGGCAUCAGUAGCAUCAGCUCUACCGACCCGGGCCAGCUAGAAAGGAACCGGAAGCCUGAGUCGGCUGUGAACCAGUUUGGUGGUGUCCAGGCCUCUAAGAGCCUGCCUCUGGUCCAUGUCCGUACCCCUCUUUCCAUUUGUACUUCUAGGAGCCAACCUGUCUUUUCUGCGACCUCGCAGAACUACCCUCUGGAGUCUGACAGCAAUUCUCGGAUGGCUUUUUCUUCUGACAGCCAUGUGCCUGUGGAUUCUCAUCCUCACCAGAGCUCUAAGAUCACUGUGACCUCUCAGAUCCACCCUCUGGAACGAACAGAAAGUCAGAGCCACCUUAUGGUGCCCCUGUCCUCUGACAAUUUCUCUAUGAUCUCUCAGAGCCACCUCCAGUCCUCUGACAGCUAUGUCUUUGUGCCUGUUGGCCUUCACUCUGAGGAGCGCUCUAAGAUCAGUGUGGCCUCUGGGAGCUACCCUCUGGAACGGGCAGAAAGUCAGACCCACCUCUUGAUGAUCCCUGACAGUUUAUCUCUGGUACCCUUGACCUCUCAGAGCCAAAUCCAGCCCUCUGUAUCCUCUGAAAGCCAUGUGCCUGUGGAUCUGACUCACUCUCAGUGGGGCUCUAAGAUCAGUGUGACCUCUUGGGUCUACCCUCUGGAACGGGCAGAAAGUCAGAGCCACCUCCUAGUACCCAUGCCCUCUCAGAGCCAAACCCAGCCCUCUGUAUCCUCUGAAAGCUGUGUGCCUGUGGACCUUCACUCUCAGGGACACUCUAAGAUCAGUGUGGCCUCUCGGGUCUACCCUCUGGAACGGGCAGAAAGUCAGAGCCACCUCCUAGUGCCUGUGCCCUCUGACAGUUUCCCUAUGGUACCCAUGACCUCUCAGAGCCAAAUCCAGGGAUCUCUAGCCCAACAAAGCCAUCUCCAAAAUCCUCCUCCUGCCUCUCAACCUCCUGAAACUGAUAAAGCUUCUAAGAGCCAUACUUUGGCCAAGGGUGUUCCUGUGUUGCCACCCGGGGUUGCCCAGACUCAGCACCCGCAGGCCUCUUUAGCCCAGACUUCUCAAAGUAUUUCUUCACCUGUCCAGAAGGUUCCUAAGAACUAAAGUGCUGAAGCUUUGGUGAUUCUCCCAGCACCCAGCUUGAAACUAACUCAGGAGCAACCUGACCCUUCAUCGCCUGUGUCUAAGGCCACAUUCAGACACUCAGUAGUGUGACCGUUCUGGAAACCCUUCAGCCUUGGGGACAGUGAGGAAAAGCCACCCUUUCUAAUAGGAAUCAGACACCAGCCAUUUGAAUGUCUACUAAGGGCUUUGCCAAUCCCUCCCAGUAUCGAGCGGCUUUCGUCCAGACGGGAAUGAAUGAGCCGGAGUCACCGGGCCGGCAGCGGGGAAGGCGCCCCGGCUCACCUCACCUCGUCACCCGACUUGAGCACGUCCUCGCACCAGUCCUUGACUGCGUGGUAGAUGUGCUGGAACUGGAGGAUGCCGUACCUCCACAAGUGGUCGGCAGGGCUGGG